AUGAAAUUAAAUUUAGUUUUAUCAACUUUGAUCGCAGCUACUGCUGUAUCAGCCAAACCAAUCUAUCAAUUUGGUAGUGCAGCCACUAAUGUGUCAGGAAAUGGUACUGAACCUUUACCAAGCAAUGGUAACAACACAAACGGUACUCAUGCCAACAACACAAAUGGUACUGGUGGACCUAUCCCAGGUGGUUCCAUCUCUACCGGUGGUACUAAAUUAAAAGUCAUUAUCACCGGUGGUGACGUGCCAAUUAAUGCCUUAUCAAGUGUCAGCGAUAUCGACAUUGAAGUUUUGUUCAACUCUACUGACGUUUUGAACAUCACCGAAUUAUAUUCCGUCGCUAACUCCACAAACGUCGCCCUAGACAGUGAUGAAUACAAAGGUGCCGUUAUUAUCGGUAACAGCAACUCUUUGGAAUCACUAGGUUUCUUUGAAAGUAUUGUCAUUGACAGUCCAAAGGCUGUCGUCGUUUCCGACAACAUUUGGCAAGGUGUUAUUGUCGCUAACAGCAGCGACAUCUCUGGCAUGGACCCAGUAGUUGCUGCAUUCGGUGACAAAUUAAUCUACUCUGGUGUAUUUGCACCAAAUGUUGAUUACACUGGUGUCGCAAAGGAUACUGGUAUUCCAUUGGGUAUUUGUAACUAUGCUGGUAAAGAAGCAGUUUGGUUCUUUAACGACACAGACACCAACUUACUUGGCUACGAUUCAAUAAUUAGAAACAACUUCCCACAAUUUUCAGCUCCUAGUAUGGGUGGUAACAGCAGUACACCAAUAGUUCCAAUUGUCUACGGAGGUGACUUGCCAACUAGCUUAUUAUCCAGCUUGGGCAGUUUUGUACAAGGUUUGGUCGUUAUCUCCAAUGGACCAGCUGGCAAUUUGACAUUGACUAAUUCUCCAGUCCCAAUUGUUUACGCCAAGAGCGGUGACUCUAUUUCAUAUAUUGGUGAAGACGAAGUCCCAGCCGGUGCUAUUUCCGCAGGAUACUUGUCACCAAAGAAAGCUCAAAUCUUGUUAGAGAUUUCCCUAAUUAAUGGAGUAUCUUCAUCUUCCGAUUUAUCUGAAAUUUUUCCAUAG
This is a messenger RNA of Vanderwaltozyma polyspora DSM 70294, 1074 nucleotides long. RefSeq lists its product as uncharacterized. The coding region runs from base 1 to 1074 and encodes 357 amino acids. The transcript has a single exon. Lineage: Eukaryota; Fungi; Ascomycota; Saccharomycetes; Saccharomycetales; Saccharomycetaceae. The record is from RefSeq and is a predicted model, not a curated record.